This is a messenger RNA of Marchantia polymorpha subsp. ruderalis, 1902 nucleotides long. The record is from the annotation of a GenBank genome assembly. NCBI's taxonomy places the organism in Eukaryota, Viridiplantae, Streptophyta, Marchantiopsida, Marchantiales, Marchantiaceae.
GAAUGAUCUCGAGCCAGCAUUGUGAUUCGGGAGUUGGAGCUGGGAUGGUGAGGAGGUGCUAGUGGACUUGAAACUUGAAAUUUAGUGAAGACUGAGGUUUCUGUCAAUUUUACACUCUCUAGUAACUGCUAGAGUCUGGGGGAAAAAAGGGCAACCAGGGCGAUGGUGUCAGGCAUAAUGGCUCGAUCUUCUCUUCUCUGGCUCGUGCACAUACUCGUGCUCUGUGCUUUGACGACAGUCCACGCACAGAACGACAAGUUCGUGUACAAGUUCAGCUCGGGCGACAUGGUGUGCAAGAAUUCCCAAGCUGGAGUGAGUUGCACAAAUCCUCCUCGUUCCGCCAUGAACACGGCAGGGUUCAGCCCUUCACACCACAACAUCAUCUCUUUCAACGCCGAUGGCAACUACGCUCUAGGAUUCGAGACAGCGACCUCCGGAUCCGUGUACCUUUCUAUAUACUCGUACAACCCCCGCGACAAGUCGGCUGGCCCUUUUAUCUGGAGAGCUGCUACAUCCAGUGGAGUGCAUGUCCAAGUCCCUGCAGCGUCUUCUCUCAAGUUCUCGAAAUCUGGCAACAUCGAGCUCAUAGAUACGAAGGGAGUUGUGCAAUGGACUCCAAUGGCUGCGGGCUUGGGAGUGACCGACUUCCAGUUCAAUUUCCGCAAGCAGUCGAAUGCAAUUGCAGGAAACAUGCUUCUCUACAACCAGGACCGUCAAGUCGUAUGGCAGAGCAUUCCAGACGUGGAGAAGAACUCGUUCAAAUUCGACAUGGAGCACCGCCCUGACAUGGUUUGCACCAACCAGCGCCAAGGAGUGCAAUGCACGCCUCCUCUGGAGUAUCCCAUGCACCCAUCUAAAGGUAGUGACUCUCACAGAAACUUGAUAUCCCUCGACAUUAAUGGCUUGUAUGCGUUGGGCUUCGAGAAGAGCACCCGUGGUUUCCACCUCUCCAUCUAUCCAUGGAGCCCGAUUAGGAACACGGCUGGUCCAGCGAUCUGGAGAGCGGCAACAAGAGGAGCAAAUGUGCUCGUGGAUGAACGCGGCACCUUCACCUUCUCCCACGACGGUGCCCUCGAGCUGAAAGACUCGCACAACAAACUGGUCUGGACUACCAAUACUCAGGGUAAGGCCUCGGACCUGAAUUUCAAUCUCGAUUCUGGCGAACUGCGUUUGUACAAUGUGGGGCGGUCCAUUGUCUGGUCCAGCGCUGAACGCCAUCGAGCCUCGUAGAUUCGAGUCGAUCAGAUUUGAAACAUUGAACUAUUUUCUGCUUUAUAUUCUUCGACUUUUCGCUGAAGUAUUUGCCAAGUGAAAUGUCCAGUUUCUCAAUUCUCUUCAUCGUUAUUGAGGACAAAUCCAAAUAGUGACUUCAUCCGCUUCGUUUUUCAUGUAAGGAAUAGAAGAUGUGUUGAAAACCUAGAGAAGAAGAAUCUUCUCUUUUCACUUACCGAUAUUUCGUGAAUUAGCGGUUUUGAAAGGAACUGAGCACAAGCAUUCGAGAAUCUUUGAUGCAAAUUGGACACUCCUGGUACCAAGGGCUCGUCAUGUGUUGAAUUUUCCUACUUCGUGGCUAAAAUUCUGUGACGGUCAUUUAUUCCACGCUCGCCUGAGUCGUGGUAAAGAAACGAUCGUCACACAGAGUUAAAGCUAUAAGAGAAUAUGAAAGGCUCUGGAUGUGUCAGUGUUCCUCAGCGAGGCUUUUGCGUGAGCAUAGAUUUUGCAGUGACAAGAGCCUGCCUUCAAGAGAGAUACCUCGAAAUAUGAACAACCCUCAGAAGCGACGAACAGCAAUCAAGUGCUUCUUCAUAAGUGCACGUGAUUCUCAGCUCUCAGUAAGUAUGUGCUUGGAUCGAUGGAUCUGAGGCUACUCACCCUGUGACAAGAUAUUUCAGUAUCUGAAUG